CGUGACGACGGGAAGAGAAGCGCGCGUGUUCCAGGUCCCGCACGUGUGGGGAGGACGAACGUGUCCGCUGAAAGUGCGGAGGAACGUGCGAUCAACGUCCGAGCGAUCGCCGGCUCUGGUGCCAGUCACUCGUGAUACGUGAAACGCGAAACUGGGCGAAAGUUUCGCGGCGUGCCCACCUGGUGGACGGCGAAAGAGAGAAAGGACAGAGGAGGAAAGACAGACAGAAAAAGAGAGAGAGAGAGAGGGAAGGAGGGAGGGAGAGAGUGGCACUCUCGGAAGGAAUCCCGGAGGAGAUUUCGUCCGACGACGCCGCCGGUGUCUCGGUGUGUCGUUCGCUUUUAUUACCUCGCGCAGGGGUGCCGGACAGUUCACUCGGUCGGAGAGUGUCCUCAAGCAGUGUCCUCCAAGAGUGCACGCGAGACCUUGGGUUUCCGGUGCGACGUUGAAGCCCCCUGUCUGCCGUGCCGUGUCGCCGAACUUCCCUCAGCAAGCAGUCGAGCAAGGGAUGUACGAGAGGACAGCGUGACUGACUGACUUGACGCACACCGGAAGCGGAGAAGGGACCGAAAAUGUCGCAACGGAGGAGGACGUCCACCUUUACCUCGUCAUCGCCGCAUUCCUGGCUGAUCGCGGCGGUUUCGCUCAUCUUCCUCGUCCGAGUGCAACAUGUAACAGGAUGCCAAUUUCACCCGGUCGGCGAGUAUCUGAAAUUUGUCAGGGUACCGGAGAAUCUUGAGACAGGGACGGAAAUCCUCUCGCUGGAGGCCCAUCCCAGAAAUCGACUUGCCAUUUUGCCAGUUGACAAGGAAGAAGACGCCGGUUUCUUUGCCUAUAAGGAGACGAACAAGACGCACGUUUCCCUGAUCCUAGCUCAGUCCCUGGAGGACCUGGUAGACGCGGAAGCCCCGAGGAACCUGUUGAAGUUUCGGAUCUCCUGCGAAUCGGGCAGCGGCGACUCGCUGGUAUCGUCGCAUUUGUCAGUGACGGUCUACGUGGAGGAUAUAAACGAUCACGCGCCACAAUUUGUCGAUGCGCCUUAUCAUGUGACGGUGGACGAGCUCACGCCAGUCGGUGUGACGAUAUUUCGCGGGAUUCACGCUGUGGAUGGCGACAAGCCGAACACGCCGAACAGCGACGUCUAUUAUGCCAUUGUGAAGGGGAACGAGCAGGGCAAGUUUUCCCUCGAGUCCGGCCACAGAACCGCCCUGAUACUGCGCAAACCGGUCGACUACGACAGCGGGGAUCGCGAGUUCACUUUGGUCAUUACGGCGACUGACCGAGGCGUUCCCGCCAGAAGCACGAACACCACCGUAAAGAUAACCGUAGUGGAUAACGAUGAUCUUGAUCCGAAGUUUACGCGGGACAUCUACAAGGCGAAAAUCUACGAAUUCUAUCCUAUGCCGCAGUAUCCGAUCUUCACGGAGAUCAAUUUCACCAGCCCGAUCCACGCGGCUGACCGCGACCGGGAUAUAAACGUGCCGGUGCGAUACGACAUCAUAUCCGGCAACGAGCGUGGCUUCUUCCAUCUCGACCCGAAGAACGGCUCGCUGUUCCUGAAACGGCCGAUCGACCUCGAUGCCGAGCGUAACUUGCCGGGCAACACGUUCAACCUGCAGAUCCACGCGUCGCAGGUGGACAAUCCGCUGAAGAUGACGGUUGCGCGAGUCGAAGUGGAGGUGCUCGAUCUCAACGACAAUUUACCGCGAUUCGAAGUCGAUCUCUACAACAUCAGCAUCGUGGAGAACCUGCCGAACGGCUUCAGCGUGCUGCAGGUGGUCGCGCGCGACAAAGAUCAGGGUGAGAACGGCGAGUUCGAUUACAAGCUGCAGGACCCGUCGGGCGCGUUCUCCGUGGACGCGGAGUCCGGCUGGCUCACCGUCAAGGAUCAGAGAGUGCUGGAUCGCGAGAAGCGCGAUCACCUGAAGAUGAAGGUGUACGCGGUGGAACACAAACCGAGCGUGGUUGCGACAGGUGGGUCGGUGGCUGCGUCGAAGGGAUCGUCCGUGGACGUCGAGGUCACCCUGCUCGACGCCAACGACAACAAUCCGAUCUUCGUGCCGAGUAAUCUGUACGAGCUGGUGGCGAGAAGCGACGCGAAGGUCGGCACUGUGCUCGGGCAGGUGCACGCGAUGGACGACGAUCUGGGACCCAACGGGCUAGUUCGGUACAAGCUACAGAAGCCCGGCAACUCUACUUUGCGGAAGCCACCGUUUGCGGUGAACGAGCAAACGGGAGUGGUCAUGGUAUCGGAGAGUCCGAUACUCGAAGGCAGGCAUGCCAUCUUCGUGGAGGCGGCUGAUCAGCCGGCGAACCCCAGCGAGAGAAGAUUCUCCUUGGCGGUGGUCACGGUGGACGUUUUCCGAGCGGAUGGUCCAGAUUCGUGGGAGCCAGAUUUCGUCGGCGCGCCCUACGAGUUCUGGGUUGGUGCAAACGUGCCCGUAGGCACCAGCGUCGGGCAGAUUCGCCUGAACGACGCCGUGAAAAGCAACGACCUCAUCUACGAUCUGCUGCACGGCUACGAGGACGGAGUUCCAUUUGCCGUGGAGGAGCGCUCCGGUACGAUAACGGUCGUGGAGGUGAUCGAGCGCUUCGACCAGUCCAUAUACGAUUUCGAGGCGGUCGUCAGCGACGAGAGGGAACUCACGCUCAUCACGAACGUGUCGAUCCACGUGGUGGAUCCCAACGACGACCGCGGUAUUUUCACCAAGGGAACGACCACCGCAUCUCUGGUCUUCCACGUGAAGGAGAACGUUCCCGGCGCAUUGAUCGGUCAAGUGCUUCCGCACAAUCGCACAACGGCGGCGGCGACUACGUCUGGCACUCGAUUCCUUAUCGUCAAUCAGCAGGAUGUGCCUGAUGUCGCUAUUACGGAGGAUGGUUCUCUCUAUGCUCCAGAGGGUCUGGAUCGCGAGACGAGACAAAAUUACAGCAUCACCGUGAUUGCCGAAAGUUCGCGGGGCGUUAGUGUGUUCCAGGUGCGAAUCAUCGUCGACGACGAGAACGACCACGCGCCGGAAUUCACGCUAUCCGCUUACGAAGGCCGGGUCAUGGAGAACAGUCCCGCGGGAACGGAAAUCACUCUGUCAAAUCCGAUUGUGGCGAGCGAUAAAGACGAGGGCGAGAAUCGAAAUUUCGCCUUCGCUUUGCGCGGCGAGGGCAGCGGUCUGUUCCGGAUCGACCCGAUAACAGGCCAUGUACACUUCGUGGGCGUCGACGACGGCACCCUAGAUCGCGAGUCGAGGGCUAACUACGAGUUCCAAGUUACCGCCACCGACAACGGUGGCCUCCGCUCGGAGAGCACGUUGAGGAUAACGGUGCUCGACGAGAACGACAACGCGCCCAAGUUCAUACGAAUGGUGGUGCUGCCGGAUCAGGGCGUGCGGGUGUCGCAGGAGCCGGACGCCGCGAAGGACGAGGCGGACGAGAACGUCCCGGCCAACGACUCGGCGGCCGGCGGACGGCGCUCGCCGCUGCUGCUGGUGCCGGAGAACACGACGAUCGGCGCGCCGAUAAUCCGUCUGCUGGCGGACGACAAGGAUGAGGGCGCGAACGCGGUGAUAACGUACAGCCUCGGCAACGAGACGACCUCCGGCAGAUCACGCCGCUACGACGCGACCAGUCGCCGUUACUUCCACCUUGACCCGCGCACGGCCGAGAUAUCGGUGGCUCGCAGCCUGCCGCCGGAGAAGGAUUUCCGGCUGUUCGUCUUGGCGAAGGACCCCGGUGGCUUGUCCGAUAACAUCACCGUCAGGAUCCACGUGACGGACGUGAACGACCACGCGCCCGUGUUCGACAAGUCCUGGUACACCUUCGACGUGGCUGAAGGCACGUACAACGAGAUGACGGUCGGCGCGGUCCGCGCGCUCGACGCCGAUUACGGCGAGAACGCCGAGCUCAGCUACGAGCUCGUCACCAGCCACGACGAUUCGGGACUCGGCAACGCCUCGCGAUCCUUCAACAUCGACUCGUACGAGGGCGUGAUACGAAUCAGCGGCACGCUCGAUCGGGAAAAAAUCACGACUCAUCGUCUCCUUGUGGUAGCCCGCGAUCACGGCUCACCCGGCCUGAGCUCUUCUGUAGAGGUCGAGAUCAACGUGUUGGACGUGAACGACAACGCGCCAAUGUUCCAUGGCUACGACGAGCUGGAGGAGGGCGCGACUCGUUUGCCGGUUUACCGAGUCUCCGUGUUGGAGAACAGCCCGAUCGGCACGCAGGUGGCCAAAGUGUACGCUAACGAUAGCGACUUCGCGGGCAACGGCAACGGGCUGAUCCUCUUCGAUCUGAGCUACCAGGACCGCGCGGAGAAGCAGUACUUCGCGGUAGACAGCAAGGAGGGCGUCGUCACGACGAUUGCCAAGCUCGAUUACGAGACCAAGAGGAGCCACCGCCUGAUCGUCACCGCGAGCGACCUCGGCUCACCGAUCAGUCUCACCUCCUCGGCGGUGGUUCUCGUCACGGUGCUGAACGUGGACGACGACGACGAGGACGCUGGCGGCCAGCAGGCGGACAACGAGUUACACAAGAUGCCGGCCUUCCGGCAUCGAUACUACGAGCUGGAGGUCGACGAGAACGCCACGGUGCCGCUAUUGGUCGCGCAGCUCGAGCUCGCCGAGGAUUACCGCGGCGAUCAUAUUAGGUACAGCGUCGUGGCCGAUGGCUCCGACGGCAGAGAUCACUUCUCCGUCGAUCCUAAGAACGGUUCUCUCUAUCUGAUGACGGAGGUCGACCGCGAGACUCGGGAGCGUUACGAGGCGAAGGUCAGGGUCGACCGGCUCAAGAUCGGUCGUGGUAUGCCGGUGAUGAUCUACCCUGUGACCGGCGAGAGGCUGAACGGCCUGGCGUCUAACGAAGCCAGGAUUGUCGUGAGGGUGAAGGACGUCAACGACAAUGCACCAAGAUUCAAGUCCAAAGGCAGGCCGAUCCUCGCCGCUAUACCCACUACCGCUCAUUACGGUUACGAGGUCGUCAAAGUGGAGGCCGAGGAUCCGGACCAGGGGAUAAACGGCGAGAUACGCUACCAGAUACUUGGCCGGGAGGAUGCGCCGCGUUUCGCCAUCGACCCGCUCAGCGGCCAAGUGCGAUCCGUGGCGAGUUUCGGACGCGACGCCGGACGCGUCUUCGGUUUCGACGUCAAGGCCACCGACAGGCAGGGCGCCGAGAGCGGACGCAGCAGCAUCGCCAAUGUUUUCGUGUACGUGUUGGAUGAUCAGAAACAGGUUGUCAUGGUGAUGGGACGGAAGCCUAUUGAGAUCGAGCCGCAACUUGAGAACAUCACCAUCGCGUUGCAAAACGUCACCGGCCUGGACGUGAGAGUGCGGAAGCUGGAGCCACAUAUCGAGAGGAACCUGAUCGACGCGGCCUCCACCGACGUUUAUCUGUACGCGAUCGACCCUCAUCUGAACGUGAUGGUCGACAUGGAUACGUUGCACAGCGUUUUCAACAGUAAGAAGAUGGACAUAAAGCGCGAGCUGGACGAGUAUCGCGUGCUGGACAUCGCCGGCAACGCUCCGCGUAGAGGCAAUCAACGUUACCUGCUAUCAACUCUCGAGGUGGGCGUCGUGGUACUCGGCUGCGUCGUGUUCGUCGGCGCCCUAGUGACUGCUCUGUGCGUCGCCUGUGUUCGCCGCAACAAACGUCGUAGACGACGAGAGAAGGCGAUGUUCUCGACUGUCGGCCCUGUCGGAUUCGCAUUGACGGACCCCGCCGGCACCCUGCAAAAGCCGCCACUCUUUCCCACUUUCGUCGACGGCCUUCAUUACGACCCCGAGCCCUUCUGCUCCGAAAUGCCCAGGCGGCAAAGCAUAUGCGAGCACGGCAGAGCGUGUGGCAGCAACUGCGUCCGUUUUCACACGGUGGGCGGGGGUGGCAAACACGCGGUGAGGUCGACGGGUACGUUGAAAGGCCUCGAGGCAUCUGCGACAUCCUUGCAUUCCAGCGGUCAGGAUUCUGGCAUCGUGGCGCGCGCGUCCUGCCAUUGCAGUCACUCGUCCAGUCCUUCCAGCGGCGAGAGCAGCAAAAUUUGUAGUGGCUACGAGGACUCGCUGAAAUCCCUUCAGCGUCGUGAGAGAGCCAACGAGGUCUCGCGAGGGGGCCACGACACCUCGAGCGUGGUCGGAAGACGGGCGAAUCUGGCUGCGAAGCGACGGCAACGAUUCCACUCGUUCUCGAACGGCGAGACGGUUUAUACCCACGAGAUGACGUUACAGCGGGAGCAGCAUUGCUGCGGCGGCACCGAGAAGAGGCGGAAAGCGGAGCACCGUCGCGCGCAUUCCGAAGCGGAGAACAAUAUCACCGAGACGGUGAUACACGAGCAUCCGGGAACGGAAAUCUCGUUAGGCAGCUCCCUGCCGAACACGUCGUCGACUCUUCAUGAACUAGCCACAUGCUCUAUUGAUGGCACUAAUCUGUAAAAAGAUGGGAAAUCUCCGCCGAGGGGCGCCGAGACAUCGGCCGCGAAAAUCUUCUCAUUCGACAAACUUAAUUUUCCCUUUGUAAACUCGCGUAUAAAUUAGCUUUGUACGCUGUGCGUCGCUCACGUCGUGUCAUCCCGUUGCCAAAGCGCUCGCGCGCGUCGCGAGCCUCGAAAGAAUCGCAGAAUCACUCAUUUCUGUAAAUACACGGCACAGCUCUUCGGCAUUCGGUCUUUCGCGCUCUUGAAUUAAUCGCGAUAGAUUAGAUAGCGGCGCCGGUAACUGUCGCUAAGACUAUUUAUCGUGCAGAUAUUGACACGUGAGAUGUAAAUGUUUGUGUAUGAUAUAUUGAUGUAUUGAGUAACUGGCGUUGUAGAUUAUGUACAGAGAUAUAUUUUGUUUAUAUGUUUACACACACACACACACAUACACACACACAUAUAUAUACACACAGAUAUUUUUCGGCGGACUAUAAUCCCGAUCAUGUUAGCUAUUCAACCUUUGUACGUAAUAUGUGUGUACGUCUGUAGAAUGUAUAAUAAAGUGUAACAUAGUGUAAUUUAUAUCCUAGACUGGCGCGUGUUUCUCGUCGAUUGACGCGCUGCGGAUCGUCAAAAGAAAGGAGAGACGCAAAUAUAAUGAAAAAUACAUCAA
Odontomachus brunneus is the source of this 7067-nucleotide messenger RNA. It is a transcript of the gene Cad89D, whose product is annotated as cadherin-89D. The coding region runs from base 573 to 6413 and encodes 1946 amino acids. The record is from RefSeq and is a predicted model, not a curated record. Gene Ontology annotation, molecular function: calcium ion binding. The transcript has 22 exons. Gene Ontology annotation, cellular component: plasma membrane. Gene Ontology annotation, biological process: homophilic cell-cell adhesion. Lineage: Eukaryota; Metazoa; Arthropoda; Insecta; Hymenoptera; Formicidae.